Messenger RNA from Astrephomene gubernaculifera, 1582 nucleotides. Lineage: Eukaryota; Viridiplantae; Chlorophyta; Chlorophyceae; Chlamydomonadales; Astrephomenaceae. The record is from the annotation of a GenBank genome assembly.
CCCGAGGCCCUGGCGCUGCAUGCCCUACUGGCGGGGCGGCCGCUGCUGGCAGGGAGGGCGCUGCGGGCGGCGGGAGGCGCCUCCGCUCUCGCCACUGCUGCACUGUUGUGCGCCCGGGCGGUGAGGGCGGCGGAAGCGGCGGGAGCAGCUGGGAAGGAGGCGCUACCGCUGGAGGGGGGCGAGCAGGAGCUGCAGGAGUUGGCGUCUCUGGGCCGCGCCUGCGCGACCGACGCCCUGUCAGCCCUGCUGCGGCAGCUGCGGUCAGCGGAGGCGGUUGUCACGGGUGCCGGCGAACCAGUUUCCGCCGCUGCCUUGUCCGUGGCAGAGGGGGCUCACGCGCGCAUCCAACAUGCCGCCGCUGCCUGGGGCGGUCCGGCGCUGGCUGGUGUACACUGCGCUGCUGGGCUGCUCGGAUACUGUCUGCGGGUGCUGCUGAGGGAGCCGGACUGGCGGCAGGGAGGGGGAGCGGCUGCAGCGGCGGCGGCGGCGGUGGUGCGCUCAGCAACGGCGGCGACGGGAGGCGACGGCUCCGGCAACGCUGCUACUUCGCUACCCUCCUCGCCGGCCGUUGCAGUUGCCGUGGGUGUCGGUGUUGCAGAGGGGCGGGUGGUGGCGGCGGCUGCGGCGGCUGGUGACAGAGCCACGGGGUGCAGCGGCGGCGGCAGCGGGGGUGCGGGUGAAGGCAGCGGCGACGUUAAUGAGGAUGACGUUGUCGAGGACGCUGAUGACGACGAUGAUGACAUGCUCGCGCUGAUGGCUGUUAACGCAGUCUAUCUAGGCCGCACUGGACGAGGCAGCGGCAGCAGGCGGAGGGUGUCGGUCGCGUCACGCCGACAGCCGUCGUCGGCAUCGACACAGCAAAUGAGUACCAAUGCAGCUGUUGGCAACGAUAACGGUAACUGUAACGGUAACGGUAACGGCCAAGUAGGACCGCGAGAUCGCGCGCUGCCGUUGGACGUUGCUACGCAACUCACGGCCAUCCCAACGCCAUCGCUCCCGGCGUCGUCGGAAGAGGGGACAUGUAAGCAGGACGCCGACUCACCGUCGACGGCCGCUGCGGCUCAUUCUGCUCCUGCUGCUGCUGCUGCUCCUGCUGCUGCUGGCGAUGCAGCCGCUGCACAAGAGGGGCAGCUGCUGCCAGGCGCCGUACAAGCCGCGCAGUCCUGCUGGGCAGCUGCGUGCGCCGCGUGCAAGGUACCUCCCGGCGCUGCAGCAGUGGCAGGUAGGGCACAGGAAGCGCUGCAGGCCGCUGUGGCUGCGGCUUCAGCAGGCGGUGGGCAUGCAUGCGGAGGCAGAGACGUAACACCGGAGGUACCCUGCAGCAGCAGCAGCGGCAGCAGGCGUGGUGGAGGGAGCCGUGCUGCGGGCUCAGAAGCGGCAUUAGUGGUCGGUGAGGCGGCCUGCGCUUUGGUUGAGGCGGUGUGCGGCUUGGCGGCGGCGGCGGCGGCUCGAGCAGCGGCAACAACAGGUGCCUGUUUCAUGCGCGGGGAUGAAGCCGCCGGCUACGCCGACGCGACACACACACCGACGCCGGCGCUGCCACCGCUGGGUGGCACGGACGGCUCCGAAGCAAGGCUGCAGC